Messenger RNA from Sabethes cyaneus, 3662 nucleotides. It is a transcript of the gene Mkp3, whose product is annotated as dual specificity protein phosphatase Mpk3. The transcript has 5 exons. Gene Ontology annotation, biological process: negative regulation of MAPK cascade; protein dephosphorylation. Bases 557 to 1930 code for a protein of 457 amino acids. NCBI's taxonomy places the organism in Eukaryota, Metazoa, Arthropoda, Insecta, Diptera, Culicidae. Gene Ontology annotation, molecular function: protein tyrosine/threonine phosphatase activity; MAP kinase tyrosine/serine/threonine phosphatase activity. The record is from RefSeq and is a predicted model, not a curated record. Gene Ontology annotation, cellular component: cytosol; cytoplasm.
CGCUGCGGUAGUGCGGAUCCGUUCUGUGGUGUGUCUCCGCUGUGUUCGUAGUGCCGACCGUGUCUUCUGCCUGUUCGUGGCCUCUGUUUCGUGUCUCUGCUUUCUGAGACCUAAUCUCGGUGUAUACAAAAAAGUCGCUUUUCUCCUGUAUAGAUUCUGCCUAGUUCGUGUAAUCGGAAGAAAGUCGUACCGUAUUUUGUAAGGAUUUUAUUUUCAUUGUCCGGAAAAAAGGGCGAAACUAGUGUUCCGGAUUGGAGGAAAAGUGUGUGUAUCGAAAGGAAAAUCGUGUAAUUUGUGCAAUUUGCUCCACUCGCGGAGGCAUCGUGCGGAGAAGUAACAUGACGCCGCAAACCAAGUGACUAUUAUUUUGUGGCACACAGAACGCAAAGUUUAAGGAUAGUUUUGUUCGGUUCCACGGAGUGAAAUCUAGUAGUAAAUAGAGUUAUUGUUCUGUUUCUUUGACCGUGAAAGCAUCUGAUUUUGCUUUGCUAGUAGACGGCAGAAGAGUAGUGCUCUGCUAUUUGUGUGUUGUUCUCGCAAGUGUUCUUAGCGCAAAAUGCCUGACCACGACAUAGAGAUUAUUACCAGCGAACAGUUGCACAGUGAGCUGCGAAAAUCGCACAAAAAUUUUAUCAUCCUCGAUUGCCGCAGUUCUAAUGAGUUCGCGGAAAGCCACAUCCGUACGGCGGUGAAUUUCAGCAUUCCAAGCAUCAUGCUGCGGCGGUUCGCCGCUGGCAAGAUCGACAUUACCUCGACGAUCAAGUGUCGUGAUUUGAAGGAAAGGAUUCUGUCCUGCUACAAGGAGAGUACCUUCGUGUUGUACAACAAUAGCAACGAUGUGGUGAUCAACGAUCCGGGCUACAAUAAUCAGACGACGAAUGACACUACCAUCAACGUGUUGCACAGAAAACUCAAGCAAGAUGGCUGCCGUGUCGUGUGUCUUGAAGGCGGCUAUGCGAACUUUCGGCAGUCGUUUCCGGAAUGGUGCGAGGAUGAAGUCAUAAACGCUAACCUGCAGUCGGGAUGUGCCGCUACCGAACAACUGAUGGGAUUGAGAUCGCUCCGCAUAUCCAUUCCGUUCUCGGACUCGGCCUGCAGCAGCAGCACCGAAUCGUCCGAUUGUGAAAGUACAACGAAUUAUCUCGCCGAACCGGUUAAGGUCGAACCGGUGGAGAUCUUGACUGGCCUCUUCCUUGGAAACGCUUCCCACAGCGAAGAUAUCAAAUCGCUAAAAAAGUACAACAUUAAGUAUAUUUUAAAUGUGACUCCUGAUUUGCCAAAUGUUUUCGAACGUGACGGACAUAUAAAGUAUCUGCAGAUUCCUAUAACCGAUCACUGGUCGCAGGAUCUGGCCGGGCAUUUCCCAAAUGCAAUAAAAUUUAUCGAUGAAGCCCGUUCGAAAGGUGUGGGAGUGCUGGUACACUGCCUAGCGGGCGUCUCGCGAUCGGUAACGGUGACCCUCGCCUACAUUAUGUUCGCCCAGACGCUCCGCCUAAACGAUGCGUUCUCGCUGGUCCGAGCUCGCAAACCGGAUGUUUCCCCAAACUUCCACUUUAUGGAGCAGUUGCACACCUUCGAACGGCAGCUAAACGUCGACUCGAACCACCGGGCCAAGCUACUGCCCGGCGGUGCCGGUGUUGGCGGUUGUUCCUCCGCGUCAACGCCCUCGUCGUCGUCGCACAGCCGAGUAGAGUUUCCGUCCUCCAGCGGAUUGGGCCUACGGCGCAAUCUAUCCGGCGAUCAGCCACAAGAUCGGAGCAGCAGUGGACCGCGGACACACUUGGGCAAGUACAGCUGCACCUGUUUCGAAGUCGAGUGCAAAUGUACCCAGGCAGCUAUCGAACUACUGGGACCGUUCAGUAGCGGUAUUUCGCCUGACUCCGGCAUCGAAUUCGACCGGUGGACACCCAGUAGUGACACACCCAAAUGAGAUUUUGCCGUAGAGAAAAGGUUCACUCUUCCAGACCCGAUCCAACUGCCAUCAACCGAAUCGUCUUCACAGCCGUCUUCGAUUGCGUCGCCACCCUCUGAACACCAGCAGCAGCCGCAGCAGCAGCAGUAAAAUUGCAGUAGGCAGGAUCUGAAAGGUAGAACUUUUUCUCUACACAGCCAUAAACAGAUGAAGCAGGAAGAAAAAUCAGGUUUGUCCAAAACCCACAGUUUGUUGUAGCUAAAUGAGCAGAUUUUAUUGUAGAACAUUGUAAAAUGUCGUUACUUUCCUCAAAGGAGAUAGAAACAUGUCUGAGGAGCGAAACUUUAUCACUGUUCUGGUCUAGCAUCCUAAACUAGAAUCUUGGAGGAAAUUUCUCCGCGUUGUCAAACGAACCCCCAGUUAGAAGGUCCCGCCAUUCCGGACAGCUAGAAUGAUAUUGACCGAAUGUUUUUGACGUGAGUUUGUCUCGAAUCGCAAGCGAAAGGGACUUAGAUCGUUCGUUUCGGCACUCUAAGCGUGCACUGAUUUUUUUUAGAAAUAUUUUGACAAAAGCUUAUCUCGCGGCCCAACCGCCGAGUCAGGGAAUACUUACUCAAAUUUGAUCCAGUAAAAGUAAAUAACCUUAAAUUUGUAGCAUUAGUAGUGAUUUUUCUAACGCAGAGAAGAAACGAAUUUCAAAGUUUGUUCAAACAAAAAGUCCAACCCGUGGCCGAAAACAGAAGUAAAAUAUAACCGACGCCAUCAUACAUACCGCGAUGAUGCAGACCUAGCAGAAUGAUAAGCGCGCGCCAGGUGUUCCCUGGACUGUUUGCAAAAUGUACAACUAAUCACGUUACUAUCGAUAAGCGAGGUAAUUAAAGCUUCAAUUAAAUAAAAACUUUAAAACACAAAUUUGAACUAAAUGAGGAAAUAACUUAUGAUGUAAUAUAGUAACACAUUCUCAAAACGAAUGAAUGAGUACACAAAAAAGCCAAGAUAAAGUAGAACUGAACAAAACACACACACACGCAGCAAUUAUUUAUGUUGACUUUUGAUUAUUAUUAUUAUUAUUAUUAAUGAUAAAUAAAUAAAAAAAAAUCUAUUAUGUGAAUCAAUCCAGCUGUCUGCCAGAGGCAGAACUAGCCAAAUUAAAUACUGUAUUAAUUGAAGAUGGGCAGUCACGUAAGUGUUAAUGAAUUAAUACUGCAAAGUUGUGUAAUUAUUAAAAGUUUAACCAAACACACACACACACACAAACACCCGAACACACACACAUCAGUAACUGUUUAUAUACAAGACAAGGGCAAAACUUUAAUGAAUUCCAUUCUAACCGAUUUAGACACAGACUAAAAAAGCGAAUCGCAGAAUCCUACCUACUAAAAAUAGUACAGAACAAAACUACAGAAACUUUAACUAGAGAAAAACAAGAGUUAGAGAGAAAGAGCGAAAAAGCGAGCGCCAGCCUAGAGAAAAAAAAACCCCUUCCCGAAAUAUUCAACCGAAUGCCGCGUUCCGGAUUGCCUACGGGGCAAAACAAAACUGUUGUAGGGUGUAACUGUAGUUUGUCGCAGCUCUAAUAUUCGCCGCGCGGUUGAAGGCUCUCUUUUGUCAACCCCCCGCCCCCGGCUUGGUGAUCAAAGUAUAAUCGCGACUAUUUUUUUUUUCUCAGUAAAACAAACAAAAGAAGAAUCGACGCUAAAUGGAUUAAUAUUGAAAGAAAAACGUUGUAGAAAUAUAUUCAUGAUAUUUA